Sebastes umbrosus (honeycomb rockfish) is the source of this 636-nucleotide messenger RNA. RefSeq names its product ribosomal protein S27 like (gene rps27l). Gene Ontology annotation, molecular function: structural constituent of ribosome; RNA binding. Gene Ontology annotation, cellular component: cytosolic small ribosomal subunit; ribosome. Lineage: Eukaryota; Metazoa; Chordata; Actinopteri; Perciformes; Sebastidae. The record is from RefSeq and is a predicted model, not a curated record. Gene Ontology annotation, biological process: ribosomal small subunit assembly; translation. Bases 155 to 409 code for a protein of 84 amino acids. The transcript is spliced from 4 exons.
AUUUCAUUUAAGGCCCUUUCUAAAGGUUUCUAAGAUAUCCUGCUUACUCAGUGAAAUCUCAGACCUGGCAACCCACAGCUGCUGCUCAGCUCCUGUCUCUCUGGUCCAGCCAGCCCACGUAUGCGCAGCAAAACCAGCCUAUCACCAUAACAAAAUGCCUCUUGCCAGAGAUCUCCUCCACCCUUCUAUUGAGCAUGAGAGAAGACAACAUAAAAAGAAAAGACUUGUUCAAAGUCCCAACUCCUACUUUAUGGACGUGAAGUGCCCAGGUUGCUACAAGAUCACCACAGUGUUCAGCCAUGCUCAGACAGUGGUGCUCUGUGUGGGAUGUGCAACCGUGUUGUGCCAGUCAAAAGGAGGAAAGGCCAGACUGACAGAAGGUUGCUCUUUCAGGAGGAAGCAGCACUAAAAAGGGAUUGCACACUAAAUCAUGUCUGUAAUGAAGCCAUGCUGUUGAUAAAUCCCUUAUUUUUCCAUUGAUUACAAUGCAGUUGUGCAUUCAUGAAUGGCAGGUUCUGUCACUGUACAGAUGUCCAACUUUUAUGAUACAUUUAUAAACUAGCAAAAUUUUUAACAUGCAAGAUGAUUAAAAAGUAAGAUCUUAUUAAGUCAAUAAAGAAAUCUGUUGUAAAAGUU